AUGCCCGCAGAGGCCCUUUGUGUCGGCCGCCUCGUCUUUGAGUUGAACCCCGAGGCCUCUCUGAAAAAAACGACGACCAAUUUCACUGCGCUGUGUACAGGGGAGAAAGGAAAGUGUAAAAAUGCACGUAACAAAGAGUUGUAUUACUUGGGAUGUCCGAUACAUCGCAUUGUGAAAGAUUUCGUGGCGCAGGGAGGCGACGUUACAAGGGGCGAUGGCAGUGGCGGUGAGUCAAUAUAUGGCGGCAAAUUCAACGAUGAAAAGGAUGGCUUGAAGAUCAAGAUGAGAAGAGGAACUUUGGCGAUGGCUAACUCCGGCAAAAAUACGAAUUCUUCCCAGUUCUUCAUUGUGCUCACGGAUGACGAGAUGCAACUUGCAAAGUUGAACAGCAAAUAUGUGGCAUUCGGAGAAUUAAAAGCGGGGUUUGAGGUACUGGACAAGCUGAAUCAAGUUGCUGGGGACGUUGAUGGGAAACCCAAUGUACCAGUGUGGAUAGGCGGAUGCGGGAAGACCAAUCAUGUAAAAUAA
This is a messenger RNA of Suillus plorans, 528 nucleotides long. RefSeq names its product cyclophilin-like domain-containing protein. Lineage: Eukaryota; Fungi; Basidiomycota; Agaricomycetes; Boletales; Suillaceae. Gene Ontology annotation, biological process: protein peptidyl-prolyl isomerization. Gene Ontology annotation, molecular function: peptidyl-prolyl cis-trans isomerase activity. Bases 1 to 528 code for a protein of 175 amino acids. The record is from RefSeq and is a predicted model, not a curated record. The transcript is spliced from 2 exons.